CCAUUCACCUUUCUUCUCAGAGUACAUCAUGGCAAGUGUGGCUGCAUUUCUGACCCGGGCUCUGGCCCUCCUCUCAGUGCUAUCAACCACCCAGGCACAGAAAGGCUUCUGGGACUACUUCAGCCAGAGCAGCGGGGACAAAAGCAGGGUGGAGCAGAUCCAGCAGCAGAAGCUGGCCUGGGAGCCCACGAGCCUGAAAGGCAGCCUUGAGCAAAACCUCAGCGAUAUGGACAAGUUCCUGGAAAAACUGGGCCCUCUGAAUGGGCCGGGGAGGGAGCCUCCUGGGCUCCCACAAGACCCGGUGGACAUGCGGCAGCUGCUGCAGAAGGAGCUGGAGGAGGUGAGGGAGCGCCUGGAGCCCUACAUGGCGGAGGUGCACAAGCGCGUGGGCUGGAACCUGGAAGGGUUGCGGCGGCAGCUGCAGCCCUACACCUCGGAGCUGAUGGAGCAGGUGGCCUUGCGCGUGCAGGAGCUGCAGGAGCAGUUGCACGCUGUCGGGGAGGACACCAAGGCCCACCUGCUGAGGGGCGUGGACGAGGCGCGGGGCCUGCUGCAGGAGGUGCAGAACCGCGUGGCGCACCACACCAGCCGCGUCAAGGCGCUCUUCCACCCGUACGCCGAGCGCCUGGUGACAGGCAUCGGGCGCCACGUGCAGGAGCUGCACCGCAGCGUGGCGCCGCACGCCGCCGCCAGCCCCGCACGCCUCAGCCGCUGCGUGCAGGUGCUCUCGAGCAAGCUCACACGCAAGGCCAAGGCCCUGCACGCACGCAUCCAGCAGAACCUGGACCAGCUGCGCGAAGAGCUCAGCGCCUUUGUCGGUGCCGGUGCGGAUGGUGCUGAGGAAGAGGCCCAACCCGACCCCCAGGUGCUGUCCCAGGAGGUGCGCCAGCGACUCCAGGCUUUCCGCCAGGACACCUUCCUGCAGAUCGCCGCCUUCACCCGUGCCAUUGACCAGGAGACCGAGCAGGUCCAGCAGCAGCUGGCGCCGCCCUCGCCAGGUCACAGCGCCUUCGCCCCAGAGUUCCUCCAAGCGGACCCAGACAAGGCCCGGAGUGAGCUGCAGGCUCGUCUGGACGACCUGUGGGAAGACAUCAACUACAGCCUUCAUGACCAUGGUCUUGGCCAUCAGGGGGAGCCCUGAGGGUUUCCUUCCCAAAUCCCAGAUCCUUAUCUGGGGAGCCAGCAUGGCUCAGUCCUGGACAGUGGCCUGUUGGGCAGAGGGUGGAGGGCCCUGCACAGGAUAGCUGAGGCCACGGAAGGGGCUGUCAUCCUUGGCAUAUCCUGCUUCCUGCAAUUCCCCAUCCAGAUGCAAUACAUUCACCAGGCUUUG
Molecule: messenger RNA, 1330 nt
Organism: Camelus dromedarius (Arabian camel)
Lineage: Eukaryota; Metazoa; Chordata; Mammalia; Artiodactyla; Camelidae
Gene: APOA5
Product: apolipoprotein A5
Exons: 3
Coding region: 29-1141 (370 amino acids)
Biological process (GO): triglyceride homeostasis; positive regulation of fatty acid biosynthetic process; positive regulation of lipoprotein lipase activity
Cellular component (GO): extracellular region; blood microparticle; chylomicron
Molecular function (GO): phosphatidylcholine-sterol O-acyltransferase activator activity; phosphatidylcholine binding
Source: RefSeq, a predicted model, not a curated record